AUGGCUGUCAAGCACAAGAAAUGUAAUAAAAUUGCGACCAUGGACGAGACAGACGAAGAUGACCGCACGCAAGAGCUCCUUGCACUGCAAGCAAUAUUCCCUGACGAGCUCACCCACAACACUUCCCCAGCAGUUUCGGCCCAAUUCAAUCUUUCCAUAGCCCUUACAACUCCUAUACGUAUCGAGUCGGACACACUGGACGAAGCCCAGGAAGACCCCUAUCAGGAUCUCUUAUUCCACCUCCCUCCACUCCAAGUAGACAUUCAACUCCCAGCAGGAUACCCUGGCACCGAUGCUCCCAUCAUACGCCUCAGCACAUGGCCACUAUGGAUCCCCCAACCGACACUGACACAGCUCGAAGAGGCGAUCGUACCGAUGUGGGAAAGCUACGGACGCUCUGCCGUACUCUUCUCCUACAUCAGUCAUCUCCAAGAGCUGGCGCAGGAUGCGUUCGGCUUGGGGGGAUCACAUUCUAUUUUGAAAGUCUCCUCUUUCAUUGCUCAAUCACUGAUCAGUUAUAACAACGAGGCCGAGCGGAAAGAAUUCGCAACGCACACGUAUGAGUGCAGUAUAUGUCUUGAUCCCAAGAUGGGAUCUGCGUGCUAUCGAAUCGAAAGCUGCGGGCAUGUAUUCUGCACGAAGUGCCUUAUCGCUAUGUUUACCCGGAGCAUCGAGGAGGGCAAUGUCCAGCAGGUGGAAUGUCCAUCGACAGGCUGCUGGGUGGAAGACGUGAAAGCGAAGCACGUCGGCGGCCGACGACGACGACGGAAAACAAGAUUCCUCACGCCCAGCCAGCUGCUUCGCCUGGGGCUGAGGCCGGGACUCGUCCGCCGCUACGUGAAGCUCAAACUCAAGAAAGCGAUGACUGUCGACGAGACAACCGUCUGGUGCCCGCGACCGUGGUGCAACGGCGCAGCGCGAAACGCAAAGUACCCUCUCUUCAAAGACCACGCAGACCUGAGCGAUUUCGACGACGUCUUCAACGACGACGGGACGAUAAAUCCAUUCAGCGCACAGCUAUCUCUCGAUCCCGUAGCUUCUUCGAAAGGGAACAACAGUAAGCUCCGGCUCGCCAUCUGCCAGGACUGCGACUUCGCGUUCUGCAGACUCUGUUGCAUGAGCUGGCACGGCGACCUCGCGAAAUGCAUGCCGCAGGAAGUGGUGAAGCUGCCCAGGACAGAGCAGGAGUCGUAUCGAUAUAUCCAGGCGAACACGACGCUGUGUCCGCAGUGCAAGCAUGCAUGUCAGAAGACGGCUGGGGUUUUGUUAUAUUUGUUCGUCGAGGAUGAGCGGUGGGUUGGCGUCGCAUCAUUGUGCGCGUGUCAAGUCGGUGACGAAGUGGUGAGGCGUUUGACUACGGCGAUUGUGUUACAAUUCUUGCCGAAUGUCAAGGGCACGACAAGGCGUAUUUUCUCUUGUCUGGCUGUCUAG
This is a messenger RNA of Aaosphaeria arxii CBS 175.79, 1431 nucleotides long. RefSeq names its product RWD-domain-containing protein. Gene Ontology annotation, biological process: protein polyubiquitination; positive regulation of proteasomal ubiquitin-dependent protein catabolic process; ubiquitin-dependent protein catabolic process. Gene Ontology annotation, cellular component: ubiquitin ligase complex; cytoplasm. The transcript has 4 exons. Lineage: Eukaryota; Fungi; Ascomycota; Dothideomycetes; Pleosporales. Gene Ontology annotation, molecular function: ubiquitin protein ligase activity; ubiquitin conjugating enzyme binding; zinc ion binding. The coding region runs from base 1 to 1431 and encodes 476 amino acids. The record is from RefSeq and is a predicted model, not a curated record.